Molecule: messenger RNA, 1370 nt
Organism: Salvia splendens (bonfire salvia)
Lineage: Eukaryota; Viridiplantae; Streptophyta; Magnoliopsida; Lamiales; Lamiaceae
Exons: 8
Coding region: 30-1268 (412 amino acids)
Source: RefSeq, a predicted model, not a curated record
UCAUACACAGUGUUGUAGGUUGAAAUUGAAUGACGAGCCCUAGUCUUGGCCGUUCAUUUCCUGCCGGCGUUGGCCGGAGAUUAGGGCGGCUUCCGCAGAAUUCAGCCACCCCCAUGAGAAUCUCAUGUUCGACCUCUCUCCUCCCAAAUAAGUUUAAAAGGGCGUACACUAGUGUGAUGAUAGUGCCAACUGGAGUAGGAGCGGCCAUUGGCGGCUACGCCGGAGAUGCUUUGCCGGUAGCUCGAGCUCUGGCCUCUGUUGUCGACUGCCUCAUCUCUCAUCCCAAUGUUCUUAAUGCAGCAAUGCUUUACUGGCCAAUGCCAAAUGUGCUAUAUGUUGAGGGCUAUGCACUGGAUCGAUUUGCUCAAGGCCUUUGGGCACUGGAACCAGUUCAUCAGAAUAAGGUGGGGCUAGUUCUUGAUUAUGGGAUAGAGGAAGAUCUUCGUCUUCGUCAUUUGCAGGUGGUGGAUGCAACAAGGGCUUCUCUUGGUCUGCCUGUUGUAGAAUAUACUGUCACAGAUGCUGCACUACAGGUGGAAAAGUGGGUUGACCCGAAAACUGGAAAGUCGACUGGUAGGAUAAACCGUCCUGAUUCCCUAUUGAGGGCUGUGGAAACGUUGGUGGAGAGAAGUGGCGUUAAUGUCAUAGCAGUUGUAGCUCGCUUCCCAGAUGAUGACGAUGACGAUGACGAUGAUCUAGACAAGUAUCGGCAAGGAAAGGGAGUUGAUGGUUUGGCAGGAGUAGAAGCGGUGAUAAGUCAUCUCGUGGUGCAGAAAUUUGGGAUUCCUUGUGCGCACUCUCCUGCAAUGUUGCCUUUCCCAGCGAGCCCUCGUUUAUGCCCCAAAUCAGCUGCGGAAGAGAUAGGGUACACGUUCCUACCGUGUGUGCUUGCUGGUCUGAGCAGCGCCCCGCAGUACUCAUUAUCAGGGGAUUCGAGGAAUGGUAUAGUAGGUGGUGACGUGGACAGUGUGAUUCUGCCGAUUGAUGCUUGUGGAGGAGACGCAGCUCUCGCGUUUGCUACUAGGAAGACAAAGAGGCCGCUUAUAGUUGUGGUUGAAGAGAAUGAGACUGCGCUGAAUGAUACACCUGAGAAACUUGGGAUUUCUGCGGUGAAGGUAUCGAAUUACUGGGAAGCAAUAGGAGUGAUUGCAGCUCAUAAAGCAGGAAUCGACCCCAAUUCUCUCCGGAAAGAUGGAAUCACUUUCAUACCAUUCACGUCUUCUUCAAUCCAAUCAAAUGCAGUUUUGCCACACAACUCCUUGUGCUGAUUGAUUCAUCUAUUUAUUUUGGCUUCCUUCAACCCUACACUCCACUCACCCUACUUUCAUCACAUUCUCUCUCUCCCACUUUAUCAAUUCGAUAUUAAAAUC